Molecule: messenger RNA, 636 nt
Organism: Lathyrus sativus (Indian pea)
Lineage: Eukaryota; Viridiplantae; Streptophyta; Magnoliopsida; Fabales; Fabaceae
Source: the annotation of a GenBank genome assembly
AUGGCGACGGAUGCAUCCGAAAAUCUCACGCAAUUCGAAGACGACUACUCACCUUCAUCGACGGUUUUCAAAUUCGACCGCCCAAUCCCCUUACUUCGAGGACCGUUACCGGCAAGUCCUUCCGACGAUCCAUCGGCGGGUCCUUACGUUCUGGCCUUCAGAGACUCACAAGCUUGGGCCUCUGCGUUCAUAGCCUGCGAGCGCAAAAUCCUUCAGCAAUGCGAGGAAGGGGCAAGGAUUGGUUGUGCCAUCAAUGCUUCCAGCAAGUGCAAGCCUCCUUGGUGGAAGGCUCUGUCUGGUCCCAAACUAUCUGAUUUGAAGGAACGAGAGAUUUGUGAAGUGCGCGAGAUGGAGGAGUGUUUUGCAGUGGCGAAAGAGAAGUGUGUUGGCUUAGCUUGGGAGAAAUGUUUGGCUCCUUUUAGGGAUGCGAGGAUUAAGGUUGGUAAAGGGGCUUUGAGUUCAAAGGAAGCUGUGAAGUUGAUUGGAUGGGCUUCAAUGCCAAUGAAUAAAACCAGUUCUAAGUGUUUGAUUGGUGGUCAAUUUGGCGUGACUAGUCAAAGGGCUAGUGAAUUGUUGGAUUAUGAUGAUUUUGUGAAACGAAUUUUGGAUGAGAGACAACCAGGGACCAAAAAUUAA